This is a messenger RNA of Daucus carota subsp. sativus, 2460 nucleotides long. RefSeq lists its product as uncharacterized. The transcript is spliced from 2 exons. The coding region runs from base 1 to 2460 and encodes 819 amino acids. NCBI's taxonomy places the organism in Eukaryota, Viridiplantae, Streptophyta, Magnoliopsida, Apiales, Apiaceae. The record is from RefSeq and is a predicted model, not a curated record.
AUGGAGAAAGAUUGGAUUUCGAAAGAGAGGGAUUCGUUGGAGUAUGAAGUCGGGGUUGAAAAGUUUUUGAUUUGCGCCGAGCAAAACUGUAAAAAUCCUAAAAAAAUACCUUGCCCCUGCUGCAAAUGUGUCAAUUUCAAGAAAUUUCCGGUAAAAAUAAUAAGGGUUCAUCUUUACGAAAACGGUUUCAGUCUCGGGUAUAUUGAUUGGAUUUGGCACGGAGGCAAGGCUGGUAUUUCGUCUGCCGGUAGCACACUGCCCCCUCAGGAAGAGGAGUAUAAUGCAGAAGCAUUUCUUACAGCCUUUGAAGCCGCAUCGGAAGCGGUUGCUGCAUCAGAAGCGGUGGCUGUUGGUGUUUCAGAAGCUGCUGCAGUUUGUGAAGCAGCAUAUCGUAAUCCGGGGGAUAAUUCGGGGGUUGAUGACUACGAUAAAGACUCGCAUGAUUUUAAGAGGUUUGUUGUCGAUGCUCAACAACCUUUAUUUGAGGGCAGCGACUGCACAAAAUUAGAUUCAAUGUUGAAAUUACAGAACUGGAAAGCGAGAUAUGGUGUUAGUGAUAGUGCGUUCAAUGAUCUGCUCUCGACAGUUGGCUCAUUCCUACCUCAGGAUAAUACAUUACCUGUUAACUCAUACGAAGCAAAGAAAACUCUUUCGAAUUUAGGCCUUGAGUAUACAAAAUUCCACGCGUGUCCCAAUGAAUGUGUUCUAUACAGGGGUGUAUAUGAGACUGCUUCGGAGUGUCCAAAGUGCAAGCUUUCGCGCUGGAAGGUGGGUAAGGAUGGUAGAGAACGGUAUAAAGUCCCGGCAAAAGUUAUGUGGUACUUUCCGGUCAUUCCAAGAUUUAAACGGAUGUUUAAAUCUUCUUCGACAGCUGAGUUGUUGACAUGGCAUUCCACCAACCAAAGAAUUCAGGAUGGACAGAUGCGCCAUCCUGCCGACUCACCUUCUUGGCGGAAUAUCGAUUACAGGUGGCCUGCCUUCAGAAGUGAGCCAAGAAAUCUUCGACUAGCUUUGGCGGCUGAUGGUAUCAACCCACAUAACAAUGGGCUGACCAAUCGUUAUUCUUGUUGGCCGGUAGUAUUGGUAACAUAUAAUCUUCCUCCGUGGUUAUGUAUGAAGAGGAAAUUUAUGAUGUUAACUAUAUUAGUCUCCGGUCCACAUGAACCAGGUAACAACAUUGAUGUGUUCUUACAACCGUUAGUUGAUGAUUUGGAAAAGCUUUGGGAAGAAGGUGAACCGAAUGUAUAUGAUGCCUUCACAAAAUCUUUUUUCACUUUAAGGGCGGCUUUGUUAUGGACGAUUAAUGAUUUCCCGGCGUAUGGCAAUUUGUCUGGCUGUGUCAACAAGGGUUAUUUGGGUUGUCCAAUGUGUGGUGAUGAUACCGUUGCUAAGUACUUGCCUUAUAGUAGGAAAAUAUGUUACCAAGGUCAUCGUCGGUAUUUACCUAGACAUCAUCCAUACAGGAAGAAUAAAGUAGCCUUUAACGGUCAACAAGAGUUUGGACAGCCCAGGCCACCUCUUUCUGGACAAGAGGUGUUAGAACAACAAGAAAACAUUAAAUUUUCUUUUGGAAAUGAAGUAAAGAAGUCGAAGAAGGUGGACUGUGCUUGGAAGAAUAAGUCAUUCAAGUCCAAAGAUAGCGAGGCGUCUCGUCUUGAUAUGAUGGACAUGGGGGUUAGGACAGAUUUAGCUCCAGAACAAGGAGUCAAAAAAACUUAUCUGCCUCCUUCCUGUUUUACUCUAACAAAAGCAGAAAAAAGAAAAGUGUUGAAGUCACUAUCAUCAAUGAAGCUGCCAUAUGGGCAUUCCUCAAACAUCAGAAAUUGUGUAUCCAUGGCAGAUUUAAAGAUAUUUGGGAUGAAGUCUCAUGACUGCCAUGUAUUUCUUCAACAAUUACUCCCUGUAGCUAUUCGUUUGGUGCUUCCGAAGAAUGUUAGAGUUAGCAUAAUAAGGCUUUGCUUCUUUUUCAACACUCUGUGCAACAAAAUUGUUGACGUGUCAAAACUUGAUAAAUUGCAAGCCGAUGUGGUAUUAACCUUAUGUGAGCUCGAGAAAAUAUUCCCCCCCUCUUUUUUCGAUAUAAUGAUACAUCUAAUAGUGCACCUGGUCAGGGAAUUACGUUUAUGUGGACCGGUUUUCUAUAGAUGGAUGUACCCAUUUGAGCGUUUUAAUAAAGUGUUGAAAAGUUAUGUGCGAAACCGUUAUUUUCCGGAAGGCUGUAUAGCCGAAGCAUACUUGAAAGAAGAAUCUGUAGAAUUCUGUGCAGAGUUCUCUAGAAAUAGUUUCACAACUGCUGGUCUGCCGAAGGACCAAGGCAAACUUUCUGGUCCACUUUCGGCUGCAACAAUAAAAUCUGUUGAAGAGAAAGAACGAGAUGAGGCGCAUUUACACGUCCUCUUAAACAACAGUGAAGUGUUUCUGUUCGCAGAAAAUCACGCAAGCGUACGUGGUCACAAGUAG